Messenger RNA from Mangifera indica (mango), 2730 nucleotides. RefSeq names its product putative disease resistance protein RGA3. Gene Ontology annotation, biological process: defense response to other organism. NCBI's taxonomy places the organism in Eukaryota, Viridiplantae, Streptophyta, Magnoliopsida, Sapindales, Anacardiaceae. The record is from RefSeq and is a predicted model, not a curated record. Gene Ontology annotation, molecular function: protein binding; ADP binding. The transcript has 2 exons. The coding region runs from base 1 to 2730 and encodes 909 amino acids.
AUGGCUGAAGCGCUUGUUUCCACAACCUUGGAGCAAAUAACCAAUAUUGGAGAGAUGAAAUUAAUCGUGGGUGCGAAUGAAUUACAAAAGCUCAAUGAAAACCUGGCGGGCAUUCGAGUUCUGCUUGAAGAUGCCGAGAAAAAACAAGUGGUGGACCGGGGCGUUAAUGAGUGGUUGAAUAAGCUUCAGGGCAUAUGCUAUGACAUUGACGAUGUGUUAGAUGAGUGGAACACGACAACAGCACGAAAAUUACAACUCAAGGAAGUUGAAAAUGCUUCCAACCUUUGGAGAAAGGUACGUUCCCACGUCUUUUCUCAAAGCUUUGGUUCAAAGCAAGUAUUUCUGCGUCAAACUUCUGCUCUUUUUAGGAUAAAAGAAAUAAAUAAAGCUCUCGAUCAAAUUGUUAAGGAACAACAUGAUUUCAAUUUCCGUUCCACAAUGGGCACACAAGUAGAACAAGAAGUGAGUAGCCCUGUCAUCUAUUUACCAAAGGUUGUUGGAAAAGAUUAUGAUAAGACUGCAGUAGUAAACUAUUUGUUGAAUGGGAGCAGUCAGGUUUCAACCAUUCCGAUAGUUUCCAUUGUAGGGAUGAUAGGAAUCGAAAACACAACUCUGGCUCAAUUAGUUGUUAAUGAUGAUAAGGUGAAAGAUCGUUUCCAUAAUAUAAUAUGGGUGUCUGUCCUUAAAACUUUUGAUGAGAUUAUGGUUGCGAAAGCAAUUCUUACAUAUCUGAAAAAAGAUGUUGCACCAAAUAUAGAUAAUUUAAAAAAUUUGUUAGGAGAGAUUCGUCAAUGGGUUGAGUCAAAAAAGUUUCUUCUUGUGUUAGAAGAUGUGUGGAUAGAGAUUCCUAAAACUUGGGAACUAUUUAAACAUGCUUUGUCUGGUUCUCAAGGGAGUGGCAUUUUGGUGACCACAUCUACAAUUAAGAGUGCAAAAAUUAUGGGAACCACUAAGAUGAUCCUACUAGGAAAUGAAUGGCAAUCUUCAUUGUUAUUAUCUAGACAAACUCAGUUUCCUAGAUCAAAUAGUGAAGAUAAGAAGUUGGAUGUGGAAUUUUGGUCAUUACUUUGUAAAGUUGCGUUUUCCACUAUGACCUGUGAUGAGUCUGAACAUUUGAGUCCUCUUUUUGAAAAUAUGCUGGGAAGCUGCAAUGGCCUUCCUUCUGCUGUCAUGAUUUUAGGAAGUCUAUUAAGCUUAAAAACGAAAAGUCAAGAAUGGGAAAGUGUCGAUAGAGAGCUAUCAGAAUUAGAAAAGAUAAAAAAUGAGUUUCCUACCCCUUUAUUGUUGAGUUACAUUGAGUUACCCUCCAAAUUAAAAAAAUGCUUUUCCUAUUGUGCCAUCUUUCCAGAAGAUUUUGUCAUAAAUAAAGAUAAUUUGAUUAGGUUAUGGAUGGCCCAAGGUUAUCUUAAGGUAUCAGGGAGGGCAGACUUAGAGUUAGUGGGUGAAGAGUAUUUUGCAAUCUUAGCUAUGCGUCAUUUCUUUCAUGAUUUCGAAAGAAGUGUUUAUGAUGGAAGCAUAAUGAGAUGCAAGAUGCCCCAUAUAGUGCACGACUUUGCUAAGUUUCUUAUGGAGAAAGAAUGUUUGAAUUUAAUAGAUGAUGGUCCUUCAAAAUCUCAGUUAGAGGUUCCUUAUGUAGAGGCUCGACAUGCAAUGGUACUAGCUGACAACAUUGACGUCUCUUAUACUUAUAGCAAGUUGCGUAGCCUUGCUGUAAAAAACAAAAAGAUUGGAGUUGAUUUAUCCAUAUUGUUUGACCGAUUGACAUGUUUAAGAACAUUGGAUUUGAGUGAUUGUUCAAUAAAGAUAAUUCCAAGAAACAUAAAUAAAUUGAUGCAUUUGAGAUAUCUUAAUUUAUCUCAUAAUAAAAAAUUAGAAGAGUUACCAGAGACAGUGUGUGAGCUAUAUAAUCUGCAAACGUUGGAUCUGCGAAACUGUUCUGGCCUGCAAAAACUACCAAACAAGAUUGGAAAUUUAGUCAACCUUAGGCAUUUGAUGAACCACAAAACUUGUAUAAGUUACAUGCCUAGAGGAAUUGAAAGAUUGAGCUGUCUUCAAACAUUAACGAAAUUUGUUGUGAGCGAUAGUAGCAGUAAUGAGAAAGGUAGUUUUGAAUGUUUGGCAAAUCUGAAGCAGCUUAAAGGGUUUCUUAGUAUAACAGGUUUGGGAUAUGUGAGAGAUGGUGAGAUCAAGAAAGGAGAACUUGCAGAUUAUAAAAAUCUUUAUGGUUUAAGUCUAAGAUUUGAUGGGUGGACAAAUGAUGACGAUGAAGGAAUUUUUAAAACCUUUGACCUACCUCCAAAUAUAGAGGAAUUAGUGAUACAGUGUUACACAGGCAAAACUAUGCCCUCAGAUUGGAUUGAUAAAUUAGGCAAGUUGAGGAUGUUAAAGCUAUUGUCUUGCUUUGAAUUUAAGGAUUUCUCUGAGUUAGGAAAACUAUCAUCACUUGAGUCUUUGAUUAUAUGCAAUAUGAAAAGUGUGAAAAAGGUGGAUAACGUACUUUUUGGAAAAGAUACUGAUGUGACUAGCUCAUCCACACCAAAUACCUCAAUUGCGUUUCCAAAAUUGAAGUAUCUCAAGUUAUGGAACAUGUUAGCGUGGGAGGAGUUAAAAUGGAGUCGGAGUAGUAAGAGUAAGAGUGUUAAAAUCAUGCCGUGUCUUCGUUACUUGGUUAUUGAUUCAUGCCCAAAAUUGAAGUCAUUGUCUCCUCUAGGAGAAGUUGAGAAAUCUUGA